AUGCGAUACAUACAGUUGUGGGAUGCCCGUCGCGACACUAUUGUACAAGCUGACUGGAGCGAUAGGGUCCUCCCCUCUCCCGACCCUUACAUGUUGUGGUAUCGGCGACAUACACACCUACUUGUCGGUAAUCCGAGCCACCUGUCCGAGGACGGAUAUCAGGGAGUUGGGCCUUCUCUCGAGUCAUUGGUGGUUCGAGCUGGGAGGUCAUAUCACUUGGCUGAGGACGCCAUUUUCAGACGUGAUGGACAGCUUGGUCUGCAGGCCCUUGUAGAGAUCAAAGAGUUAUUGUACGAGGGGAUCCAGCAUGCCCAUCGGGUAGAUCGUCUGCAUUUUGGGGACUACGGUGUACACAGUGCAGCAGCUGCUCCAGACACAUCAGUCCCGUCCACGUCAGUGCCUUCCAGUUCAGCGCCAGCCACAGCAGGUCCUUCGACUUCAGUCACCCCACCACAUGAUACCCCAUACAUUUCUCCAUAUUCCCCACACGUACAUCUUACCCCUCUUAAACCCGCAUGCUGA
This is a messenger RNA of Camellia sinensis, 522 nucleotides long. NCBI's taxonomy places the organism in Eukaryota, Viridiplantae, Streptophyta, Magnoliopsida, Ericales, Theaceae. The record is from RefSeq and is a predicted model, not a curated record.